Molecule: messenger RNA, 249 nt
Organism: Nezara viridula (southern green stink bug)
Lineage: Eukaryota; Metazoa; Arthropoda; Insecta; Hemiptera; Pentatomidae
Source: the annotation of a GenBank genome assembly
AUGCUCAGUAGACAAGGAUUUCGACGAACUGCAAACGUUGAAGAAGAAAUACUCGAUGCUGUUCAGUUAUCUCCUACUACUAGUACCAGAAGAUUGGCACGUCGUUUCGAUGUUUCGUCUACCAGCGUAUGGCUAACUUUACGCGGACAACAAUUGUAUCCAUUUUGCUUAUCCAGAAGGCAAGACUUGUUACCACAAGCACAGAAAUUUCUCCCAGUGGUUAAUUCGACAAUGCACAGGAGAUCCUAA